AUGAUACAGCUGGCGUUGGAGUUCUACGUUCCGCAGAGAAUCAGUGAUUGUCUGGGUAUCUAUUUCAGUCAGUUCAUGCUGCGUUUUUCAACGAUGCAAUAUACCACAAGAUCUUCCCAGCUUUGUUUUACUCUUGAAUUCACAUUCUUUUCACAAAUAUCGGCUUACAUCAUACUUGCUUUUCACUCACUCAAUCAAUCACUGUUACAACUUAUUUUCUCACUCACUCUUUCCUUCAUUUCUACUCUUCCCUCUCCUUUCUAUAAUUUUCCCUUCUUUCUUUCUUACUCUUUCUCUUCCUCUUUUCUCUCUCUCUCUCUCUCUCUCUCUCUCUCUCUCACCUUUCUGUGUCAUUAUUUUUCUUUCUUGUCUUUCUUUCGCCCUCCCCUCUCUUCUUUCUUUUUCAUACUUUCCCUCUCAAUCUCGCCUUUUUCUCACUCUUUUGGCUUUUAUUUCUCAUAUACUCUCUCUCUCCCCCUUUCCUAUCUUUUCAUCCUCUCUCUUUCUCGUCUUGUUCCCUGUCUUCCUCUCGCCUUUCCAUCUCAUCCCCUCUCUCAAACUUUCUUUCUAAUCCUUUCACUCACUCUUGUCUUUCUUUCUCAUCCUGCCCACCUUACGUUACUUUCUCACCAACCAUUUCUUUCUAACCAUCACGCUUACAUUGGCAGCAGAGCGGACGUUUCUGCUACACAUCCAGUAAGAGAUCCAAUUUUAUCGUCUUCUUUCCACUGCUGUUCGAAGUCAACCUGUAGCCAACUUCUACAGCGCCUUUUGCUGCUUGUUCUUCAACUACGACUGCAGCCAAUACCUCCACCGCACACUCUGGAAGCUGUUACCGUCACUACUGCUUCCACUUCGAUGUUAAUUUUUCUCUCUUUUUUUUACACACCUACACUUACAAUUUCCCAUCACGCUAUCUCGCUGUCUUCCGUUUAUUUUUCCCCAUUGAUCUUUCUAUUUCAUUUUCCUUCUUUCACUAUAUAUUCACCUCAUCUAUCUAUCUAUCUAUCUAUCUAUCUAUUUCACAAUUCCCUCAUACUCGCCUCCUUCUACCUUGGCAAAAUCUCCUUUCCCUUUCCCUCUCCCUCAUUUUCAUCUGAUUCGUUCUUUUUUUUUUUUUUAUUUGCCAGAGUCUCUAUCUUGCUAUCGUAUUCUACAAAUAUUUAUCUAUUUAACUAUCAUUUUCUGCUAAUAUCUAUCUAUCUAUCUAUCUAUCUAUCUAUCUAUCUAUCUAUCUAUCUAUCUAUCUAUCUAUCUAUCAGUCUGCCUGCCUGUCUAUACCACUCUGCAAUAGUUGUCAAGAAGAAAAUGGAAGCUAAAUCGGAUUCGCAGAUACUAUUUUCAGCAUCGUUACAAUGUCGACAUUUUUACACCCACGCAUAUUCGUACCUAUAUCUAUAUAACACUCUCACUCUCCCUUUCUUUCUCUCUCUCUCUCUCUCUCUCUCUCUCUCUCUCUCUCUCUAG
Acanthosepion pharaonis is the source of this 1467-nucleotide messenger RNA. The record is from the annotation of a GenBank genome assembly. NCBI's taxonomy places the organism in Eukaryota, Metazoa, Mollusca, Cephalopoda, Sepiida, Sepiidae.